AGCUCACAUGGAGUCUGCAGACGGUCAGCGUGGUCGGGACAGCGGCAGCCAGCGGCGUUCCCCUCUCGAUGUCAUCAUGAGCCAGAUCCGCAGGAAGCGUUCGUUCUCGGACAGGAAGCCGCUGGGACGCUUCCUGUCCAGGAGCUCCAGCCAGACGGGGAUCCCAGAGGACGGCGAGUCGGAGGCCAGAGAGGACAGAGGACAGAGCUCAGGCGUCGCGGCGUCGGCGGACAGCGAACGCCACGUCGGCUGGGGAGGAGUCGGCCUUUUCCUGCAGCGGCUCGGAAAGAAAAGCGACAGCAGGAGUCUGAGUCUGGCUCACUGCGAUCUGACGGCUACAGACCUGCUGGAGCUCGCGUCGCUGCUGCAGUUCCUCCCUCAGCUGGAGGAGGUGGACGUCUCCUGGAACCCUCUGAUUGGAGGAUCUGUGGCGGCGCUCACGUCUCACCUGCAGCAGGUGUCUGGCAUCAGGACGCUGAGGCUCUGCAGCUGCAGGCUGAACGCCGACGACGUCGCCGCUCUGGGCGACUCUCUCAGCUGCGUCCCUCUCCUGGAGACCCUGGACUUGUCGUGGAACAGCGGCGUUGGCGGCGGCGCCCUGCAAGGCCUUCUGGGUAAACUGCAGCCGGCGCUGAGGGAGCUCCACCUGGUGGCCUGCCGGCUGUGUGCGGCCGAUGCGACCGUCCUGGGAGGGAUGCUGGCUGCGCUGCCCAGACUCGGCCUGCUGGACGUUUCCUGUAACCCUGAGCUCUCGCAGGAGGUGGACGCCGGCGGCUUCAGGGAGCUGGCCGCCUCCCUCUCUCACGCCGCCUCCCUCGCCACGCUCCGACUGCAGGCCUGCGGUCUGACGGCCGACGGACUCGACGCUCUCGGUGGUUCGCUCCGCUACCUCCCCUCUGUGCGGGAGUUGGACCUGUCCUGUAACAAGCAGCUCUCUGGAGGCCUGGGCCGCCUCACCUGCCACCUGGCCCACGUGGCUCACCUGGAGCGCCUCGACCUGCACCUGUGCUGCCUCACACACGACGACCUGAUGCACCUGAUCCAGGUGCUGCCCUCGCUGACCUCACUGACGGAGCUCGACGUCUCGUCCAAUCAGGAGGCGGGGGGCGUGGUCCGCCAGCUGGUCUCCGCCCUCCCCGUGAUGCAGAUGAGGCGGCUGCCGCUCAACAGCUGCAGCCUGAACCAGGAAUCCCUCACCGCUCUGGCUCUGGCGGUGCCGUACCUGCGCAGCGUGGACGUUUCCUGGUGUAAAGUGGUCGGCGGUCGCUUGGCGCUGCUGCUGGACGUCCUGCAGCCGUCGGUCAUCGUGGAGCUCCGCCUCAGCAGCUGUGACCUCAUCACGGACGACUUGCAGAACCUGGCUGCAGCCUGCAGACGAGGUUCUCUGUCGUCUCUGCGAGUGUUGGAUCUGUCCUACAACGGCUCGGUGGCCGAUGAGGGCUGGUCCCACCUGUUCGCUGCCGGAGGUUUGGGCUCGCUGGAGGACGUGGACCUCAGCCUGCGGCCCUCCACUGCCGCCCCCUGCUCCGCCUGGCUGCCCUCGCUGCUCCAAGCGCUGCCCCGGAUGCCGGCGCUGGCCCGGCUGGCGCUGCAGCGCUGGACCGGCGGCUCCGAGGAGAGGCAACGGCUGGAGUUCAGCCUGAGGAAGAGGAGCGUCCUGCUGGAGUGGGAUCCAGACGUCAGAGACGGAGCGUUCAAGGAGAGUCCGGAGGAGAGUCGACCGGAGGAGUAGGAACCCAAGAUCCACUCGUCUGGUGGAAACGAUGGUUUACAGUCAAGUCAACAGGAUGUGUGGAAAAAACCGUACAUCUGUCAGAAAUGUUCACCACUGAGUUACAAGACAGAACUACAUCUUCAUAAGAUCCUGCAGAUUAUUUAAUCUCAGAUCAUCUGGAACCUUCAGCUCAAAUUGAAACUUUUUUUGCCAUAAUUAUGCAGAUUUACAAUCAUAUUUGGGAAAUUUUAAAUUAAUAUAUCAAAUACUUCUUUAAUAAACUUUCAUUACACAUUAAAAGUUGAUCCUAUGUUUAGAUGAAUGUAUCUCAGGAACUAUUAACGAUAAAAGGUUUCACUGUUAUUUCUCAUCAUGUCAUUGAUUCAGAAAAUGAAAAACACGCCCAUCCUGAAACACACAUAUGUUCUUAGUUAUAUUUACAGAACCAUUUUGAAACUCCAGAACUCUACUCGGACCAGACGACCUACUGAUGUUUUUGUUUUUGUGGUACAACUCGUCACACCUGAUCAGUCAGUUAGAAAGAUAAAGAUCAAGUAUUUCAUAUGAACAGUGAUUCUCUGUGUGUAGUUUUGUAUAGUUGUGACCUGCAGCUACAUGUGGUUCAUAAAAUAUUAUGACUGAUUCCUGCAUGACCAACUUUUUUGCUAAUAUGAGCUCAAAGAUGAGACUUUUUAUGAUGCCAUACAUUUUUUUUCCUCCCAUAUUUCAUCUCACCCAUAAUCAGAGACUGUUUGAUCCACUGGUCCAACAUCACAGAUUCUAAAUCAGUGACAUGAUGAGAAAUAACAGAGAACAUUUCAGGUUUUUAUCUUUAACAGUUUCUGAGAUGCUGUCGUUCAAACAGCCUCAAAUCUUCCUGUACACGUGCAGUUUUUAGGUUGUCUCAGAACAUAUUUGAUUUAUGAGGCUAAAAGCUCCCGAUUAUCUUUAUAAAUAUUCUUAUUUUACCCUAUAAAAAUGUCAGAGAUGGUCGAGAAAACCUCAGCUAGGGUUGUUUUAUGUAAAGCUUCAAGCUGCAACCAACAGCUGUUUUUAUUAUCAGCAAAUCUGAUGUUAAUAUCAGUGUAUAAAACAUCACAACAACAACAACAACAAUCACUGUCCUUCAAGCUAAAGGUAACAUAUUCAAAUGUUGUGUUUCGAGUUUGUUGUCACAAAAAUUCAAUUAGCUUUAACUUGAGAAAUGUAAUUCUGAGUGAAACGGAAAGAAUCUCAUUUCAAAACCUUCAUUCUUAAAAUGAUAUUGUAAUUUAAUUGUCAUGUUUUCUGUGUAAACGCUCAGAAAAGCUCCGUUAAAGUCACAUUAUUCCUUCAUAGGAGAACUUUCAAGCUGCCACUGACGCUCAUGCACACAUUAAAGUCUGAGUGUGAACUUUUAGGACAACGUGGAAAACAUGAAAAUGAAAAUGCUUCAGUUUCAUGACAACUGGACGAACGCUGUCCACUGCAAUCAGAAGGUGGAGAACAGCUGCUGAGCUGCCUGAGAAUCAUUUCUGUCCAGUUUUAGGACGUAAAUGUGAUGGUGUUAACACUUCCACUGGGAGCCGAUCGAAGAAAAUGUUGAAUGUUUAGUUUUAUAAAUCGUGUUUGUGAUGAAUUCAUGAGAUUACUUUUUAUAUUUAUGCACCUUGAUGAAUAUUUGAUUAAAAAACUCUCACGAAGCA
Stegastes partitus (bicolor damselfish) is the source of this 3399-nucleotide messenger RNA. It is a transcript of the gene lrrc31, whose product is annotated as leucine rich repeat containing 31. The transcript is spliced from 10 exons. The coding region runs from base 8 to 1732 and encodes 574 amino acids. Lineage: Eukaryota; Metazoa; Chordata; Actinopteri; Pomacentridae. Gene Ontology annotation, molecular function: protein binding. The record is from RefSeq and is a predicted model, not a curated record.